ACCGAAUCAACGCGUCAGCCCUUUCAACCUGGACAUGGACGUCGGAAUUAGUGAGCUCGCACAAAUGACAGAUCGCCGUCGAGAGCGUGUACAAGAUACGCAUAAGCUGCGAUUCUCUUGCGGCCAGGCUGGCCAGCUCAUCGUGGUCCUCAUCAUCUCCCGUGGUUACGUGAUGGUCGCGAGGCGCUGUCAUUGCUGUUCUAUUGCCCCCGGUUCCUAGCCGGGCUGGCCUUAUAAGCCUCGGGGCCGGCCAAGAUAUCCUCAGUUUUCAACUCCCUCUUGUGCUUUUGCCUUGCCAGUCAAGACAGGUUUUUGUUGUUAUUUCAACUUGGUUUUUGCCGUCCAUCCUUUCUUUGCCCCACCUUCUUUUAUCAACCAAAACUCCUCUGCUGUGCAUUGCUUUUUACCAUGCUCUCCGUCAAGUCUGUCUUCCUCGCGCUCCUUCUCUCUUCCACCUCGCUGGCCGCACCCAUCCGCCGCGAGGUCCCCCAAGAGCACUCUCACGAGCCCUUCUUGACGUCGGUUCGUGCAAGCCUGAACCUCAACAACCCGGACAAGAUCCAGGACCCUGUCUUUGCCCUCCUCGGUGAUGCUGCUGCCAGCGCCGGCAAGGGUAACAUCGCUGAUGUGACUUGCCUCCAGCAGGCGACCGCCGACCAGGCCUUCACCAACGCAAAGGCCAAGGGCGACAUCCAGGGCAUGACUGAUGCCCUCAUCUACCGUGCCCUGGAGCGCAACAGUGGAUCUGUCGGUGCUGUCUCGAAGACCUGCACCAGCUUGAAGGCCACCAACCCUGAGAUUGCCGCUGUCCAGCAGCACCAGGACCCCGCGUCCACCAACGCGGCCGCCGGUAACAAGGCGAUCGUCCUGGAGCUCGCCAAGCAGAUCGCCUCGAUCGGCGGUGACCCUCAGCAGGCCCUCAAGUCCGGCACGUUCAAGGCCGGCACGAUCGGUGACCCAACCGCCAAGGGCAACUCCUGUGACGAUGCCAACGACGCCAACGGCUGCAUCUUCACGCAGAACCUCCUUGUCGAGGAUGCCACGGCCGCUGAGAUCAGCGCUGCCGUUGCCGGUGUUGCUGCUGCCACUGGCGCUGCUGCCGCCGCCGCCACCAGCGCUGCCGCUGCUGCCACCACCGUUGCUGCCGCCGCCGGUGCCACCGACACUUGCCCUCCCCAGAGCACUGUGACGGUCACCGUCCAGCCCACUGCUGCUGCCGCCGCGGCAACCGAUGCCACCGCCGCCUCCACCGCCGCGCUCGCGGUCUCCACCGGAACCUCUGGCUCGUUCGGCAACUUCGGUUCUUGCCCUCUGCCUCUGAUCAAGUUCGGUGUUGGCUUUGACAACCGCAAGGAGACUUCCUUCGAGCCCCAGGACCAGACCGCCUACGCUCACGGCUCUGCUCAGGCCGUCGGCAUCAUCGAACAGUUCAUGUGCGACAACUUGGUCAACAAGUGUGGCGCUGAUGCGACCGCCAAGGCCACCUGCGCGUCUGCCAAGACCGCCGCUCUUGCCCUCUGCCCUUGAUCAAGUUCGGCGUCGGCUUCGACAACCGCAAGGAAACCUCGUUCGAGCCCGUUGACCAGACUGCGUACGCCCACGGAUCCGCCCAGGCUGUUGGAAUCAUCACCCAGUUCAUGUGUGACAACCUCGUUAACAAGUGUGGUGCCGACGCCACUGCCAAGGCCACCUGUGCUUCCGCCAAGACCGCCGUUGCCGCUUUGACCACCGCUCAGCUCAAGUUCGGUAUCGCUGCUGACACCUGGAACGCUGCCUUCGGUUCCUCGUCCCAGUUCGCCCAGGUUACCGCCGUCGAUGACCAAGGCAACGCCGUUGCUGGUUCCACCGGUGGAUCUGUCGCUGCCGCCGCCCCCGCCGCUGCCGCUGCUGCCACCACUGCCGCCGCCGCUGCUGCCACUACCGCCGCUGCUGCUGCCGCUGCCCCUGCUGCUACUACCGCUGCUGCCGCUGCCUCCAACGGUGCUGCCGCUGCCACCGGUGCUAACGUCCAGACCUUCACCGGUGCCCUCGGCGGUGCUACUGCUCCCCCUGUGACCGUCGGUGGAUCCAAGGGCUUCGUUGUUGACAACUCCGAGUUCAUCAACAAGGCUGGUGCCCUCGGCCGCUCUUGCGACGUCCAGCACAACCAGUGUGCCAACCUUGCCAACUCGGGCAGCUCGACGUUCAAGGUCUCUGACUGUGACGCCCAGAACACCGCUUGCCACGCCGCCAUCACGGCAUGAGUGCUCUGUUAUUUUCUUUAGUGCUGGUGCAUAUCAUUUUUACUUUUUACACGAAACCAUGCUGUAGCUAUAACAACUCUCACCGAUACCUCUCUUCUGGCAAUUCAUCGCAUUUGGGAUCCCAUCUUUUGUGUGAGCAAGAAAAUAUUAUAUAGCAACUAGUCCCCCGCAAAUUAUCAUCGCCAGCACGAACGCAAUUAGUCCUGACCGCACCACGAUCUCCCACUGCCCGCGAACAAUCACCGAGCUUAGCACUGGCGUCAACGGUACUGCGAACGCGGGCACGGCCGAUACCCGGCUGGGGCUACACUUGGCCUGCAUCCGUCCAAUCAAAGCUUUUGCACCCGGCAGCGCGUCGAAGUCAAACGCAGCAAGAUGCUGACGGUCCUGCGCUGAGAUCCGUGGCGGUCCACCGAACUGAGGGUCGUCUGCUGGGUACUCGUCGAACGGGUGAAUGAACGACGCUGUCGUUGUCGUCAGUGGGUCGGAUGGCUUGCUCGGCACAUGUUCGGUCUCCAAUGGACUCGUUGCUGGGCCUAUCAGUGUCUUAGGGAAACACCACAGAAAGGCAACGCACUACACUACGCACCUUCAACAGGAUCCAGGUCAAUAUAUGCAGGUGAAAUAUGGAUCGCCGUAUCGUCUGAACCAUCGGACAGCGACGAUAGCGACGACGACGCGUAAGUGCCCACCGAGACACUGCGCACAUGCGCCUGCACCGGCGGUUGCACCCUGGGUCCCUCUAUCGCACACGGCCGCGAAAUCGCCGGACGUGUGAGCUCAAACGCACGCAACUGCCGCAGAUCCCCGAAUACAUACACCCCAACACACACGCCAUGGAGACUUGCAAGGAGCACCGCGAGCCCGACGAAGAGCCCCGGAAACGCGCACAGGCGCACCCAGCGCGGCGCGCCCGUCGCCAGUGCGCAUGCAAGCGGCGCUGCGCCGAGCAGAGUCGUGAAGGUGCAGCCCGCAACGAUCCCGCACCGUGCCCGCCGGCUCCCCACGUUUGAGCAUGCUGCCCGCACAAACCGCCCGAGACUCGCGUCAAGAUGUCGUCGGAUCUCCACAGCCAGCGGCGCGAACAACGCUGGGUCCGGGUGCGCCGGUGCGCUGACGCUGUGGAACGGCGCGAGCAGGGCCGACGGCAGCUGCAGCUCGUACGCCCCGUUGGGCGUGAAGAACGUCUGUUUCGCUCGUGCGUAGAAAAGCGCCAGGUGCGAGGACGAGAGCAGCGGCCAGUGGUGGUAGUCGCUUGCGCCCCGCUCCAUGUCCGUUCGCACCGCCGUCCAGUUCGCAUGCUUGAUCGUGUACUCUUUCAGCCACAGGAUGAAGUACAGGUUCUCCACGGAGUCUUCACAGUACAGGAGCCAUUCCUGGGAGGGAGGGGUUUUGGUCGUCGUGUGAUCACGCGCGUCGCAACACGAGGAAAAACCCGACACUCACCCAAUGGCGGCAGAUGUCUGCGCUCCAAUACAUCGUCGAGGCAGACUUGGAGUGCCGGCGCAACUGUAGGCAGCUCAGUUGGCCCCGAUCAGCCGCGGUCAAAGCGAGGGUACCCACCACCGUACGUCCGGCUCGUUUUGGCCACCGGCGGCGGCGGGUGACACAGACGGAACUAGGAUUGCCGUCACUUUAGUUCUCUGCGCGUACGAGAGGAGGACGAGACGCGUACCGGGAGAGUCGUGAGGGCCUUGGCAGAGAUAUGCGUUUCGCGCGGUUGCGUUUCUGUGCGUGGCUGGGUCGGCGUAGUCGUAUGGUGGGUAUGCGGGCCCAUCGUUGCAGAGCAGGGAGGAAAUAAGAGCAAGAGGUGGAGGUGCGGCGAAAACAAGGAGGCUCCGAGGCACGCCACUAGUUACAUACAUAAAUGAACUUCCUGGCCGGGAGCGCUGGGCCGAGCAGAAGCAGUGUGGGUUCAUUAUGUGUCAAUUAUGUAGCGCGUAUUUCCCGUAGUUCAGUCGUCCGGGCUCGUGGGAAAUGGGCACAGCGAGCAAUCCAGAAUGAGAUCAAUGAGCUAGAAAGAUUACGCGAGGCGCGAGGCGCGAGGCUUGAAGCUUGAAGCUUUGGAGCUCUGGAGCUUGUGUGACCAGAGAGAAACCUUGCGAAAAAAAAACAUAAAUGGCAAACCAGCUUCAGCACAGUCAAUUUAGCACGUCGCGGCUUCCGCCAAGUUAGCGCAGCUUCUGACAUGACGUCGGUAUUCCAUGUCUGGUCUGUGUACGAUGCGGAAAAUAAGUACAAAUGCUGAUAAUACAUGGGCAAUUAGAGAGAACUUUUGCUAACGAGUGAGUGUGUUGUGGUGUCUAUAUCUAUUUAACAGUCGUGAGUAGUGUCCGUGGUCGUACAUCUUGCCAUAUCAUCAUCGGUGGUCCCUCUGCAUCAGUCCCGCCUCAGAGCGCGGCACAGACCCCUGCACGCUCGCCGACUCCGAGUCUAUCCGGUUCGGCGACUCCAUCUGGGCCUUCUCCCCGUCUAGCGACGAGCUCGACGACAAGGCCAUCCUCGACCUUGCGUUCCUGUGACGCCAGAGCCACGAGAUGCCCGAGUGCAGGAAGAUGUUGACGGCGACAAUGAGCACCGCCACAGAGAAGAUCACAAGUGCUACGGCCCCGAUGGCAACUCGGGGGAUCGCGGCGACGUUGAUCGAUUCAACGAACGCCAGCAUCAGCCCCGUGCAGACGACGCGCACGACGGCAAGGAAUGUCGAGAACACGUCCCCGCCGCGGGUCCGGAACAGCACCACCUGCGCGAGGCCGUUGUCCU
Messenger RNA from Mycena citricolor, 5006 nucleotides. NCBI's taxonomy places the organism in Eukaryota, Fungi, Basidiomycota, Agaricomycetes, Agaricales, Mycenaceae. The record is from the annotation of a GenBank genome assembly.